Messenger RNA from Gossypium raimondii (Peruvian cotton), 1351 nucleotides. Its product is annotated as B3 domain-containing transcription factor FUS3. Lineage: Eukaryota; Viridiplantae; Streptophyta; Magnoliopsida; Malvales; Malvaceae. The transcript is spliced from 6 exons. The coding region runs from base 212 to 1138 and encodes 308 amino acids. Gene Ontology annotation, molecular function: DNA-binding transcription factor activity; DNA binding. The record is from RefSeq and is a predicted model, not a curated record.
CACCAAAACCUUGCUAAAAAUAGCAAAAACUAAAGCACUGCCUUACCUUUCUCUUUAACCUAAAACUCUCCAUUUCGUGAUUGCCGAGCGUCCAUCACCGGGUAGUUUCGAUCUGCACCCACACCCAGAGAGUGAACCACUACUCUCUCUCACUGAAAUCUAAAGCCUUUUUUUUUUUUUUUUUUUUUUUGGUUUUCAGCCAAUUGAGCUAAUGAUGGCAGCAGCUACAGCAGCAGGAGCAGCAACAGCAGCUACUCCUAGUGUUCAUGAGAAACCCGAGGCCUUUGCUUUGGUGGCAGGUGUUGAGGGUGUCACUGUGGAAGGGGACAACAUCCAUCAACACCCAUCGGGUCCUUCCGGGUUGACCCGUGACCUUGUCGCGGCUGUUCCAAGCUUUGGUUUCAACAGGAAGAAAAGGAUGGCUAGACAGAGGAGAUCAUCUUCCACCAUCAAACUUCUCUCUUUUACUAACAACUCCUCCUCCUCCUCCUCCUCAUCCUCGCACGUGCCUUCCCCCCCUCUCCCCACACGUGUUAUUGAUCCAAAGAGAUUGAGAUUCCUUUUCCAGAAGGAACUCAAGAACAGCGACGUAAGCUCCCUCCGAAGAAUGAUACUCCCUAAGAGAGCAGCGGAGGCUCACUUACCGGUCCUCGAGUCCAAAGAAGGGAUCCUCAUCAGCAUGGACGACUUAGAUGGACUGCAUGUAUGGAGCUUCAAGUACAGGUUUUGGCCGAAUAACAACAGCCGUAUGUACGUGCUCGAAAAUACCGGGGAAUUCGUUAGCACGCACGGAUUACAGCUCGGGGAUUUCAUCAUGGUGUAUCAAGAUAGCCUAAACCAGAAUUAUGUAAUCCAGGCGAAGAAGGCAUCGGACGAAGAUGUAUAUAGUGACAUAGCUAGGAACGGAGUGAAUGACCUAUUUCUCCAUGAUUAUGAGGCAACUAAGUCCAGCAACUAUUACUAUCCAAUGAUGGAGGAUAAUGGGAUGUCAUUUAUAUAUGACACCACCUUGAGCUUCUCAAAUGACUGCCCACUUGAUUUUCUGGGUGGAUCAAUGACCAACUAUUCAAGGAUGGGGUCUCUGGAAAGCUUUGGGUCUGUUGAAAACUUGUCACUUGAUGAGUUUUAUCAACUUUAAUAUCACCAUGGAUACUGUUUGUUUUAUAUUUUGUUAAACAACAAAACAAAAAAGGCUUUCAUCAUGAAAUGUCAAAGGAUGGGGCCAACUUUAUCCCUUAUUUUGGUGUUUUUUCAAGUGUUUCUACUUUUUUUGAGCAGCCGUUACAGUGAUGUCCAAUGUAAUAGAAAAUCAAAUCAAAUAAACAUAAAGUGAAGCUAGAUGUUGUUCUCC